CGUGCUGUGUGUGUAUUCAGCUUAUUCAUAAUGAACCGAAGCAGUGUGCUGAUGACUCCCGCCUUCUCCAUGAGGGAAGCAGCACAGCCAGGACUCUUCCUGCAACCAGUCUGGGACUAUGUGCUAUCUAAAGAGCACAUCAUCAGAUCUCCCUUCUAUCCAGUGGUGUUCUCCUUCACCGUCUACAUGGCUUUCUGUCUCCCUUACCUGGCAUUAGAUGCCCUCUGUCUCAGAAUACCAGCCUUGAAGAAGUACCAAGUGCAGCCUAAAUCCAGACCCACGUUGGCCAUGGUGCUGCACUGCUUGGCACACACCAUCUACAGUCACCUGGUCUUCAUAUUUCCUCUGAGCGUUGCCUAUUGGUACUGGAGACCGGUGCACCUGCCAUCCCUGGCACCUGAGCUGCAUCGCAUUGUGUUGGACAUCAUUGCCUGCAUGCUGCUCUUUGACUUCCAGUACUUUGCCUGGCACUUGCUGCAUCACAAGGUGCCCUGGCUGUACAAGAACUUCCACAAGACACAUCACAAGUACACUGCCACCUUUGCCCUGGCAACACAGUACUCCAGUGCAUGGGAGAUGCUGUCAUUGGGGUUCUUUGCUAAUGUCAGUCCGAUAAUGCUGGGGUGUCAUCCUUUAACUGAGAUGGCCAUUUUCAUCAUCCAUAUCUACCUGUCUGUGGAAGAUCACUGUGGCUAUGACUUUCCCUGGUCGGCACAUAGACUGGUGCCAUUUGGCUUAUGCGGGGGGCCAGGACAUCAUGACCUCCAUCACGAGAAGUUUGUCUGGAACUAUGCACCUUACUUUACUCACUGGGACAAACUGUUUAAUACACUAGCAAGGCAGACAUCCAAGGAGUCACAUGACUGAGGUCCAUGCACAGACUGAAUUGCCAAAUGACAUCUUCAUCUCCAAGGCAUCUGAUGCUACCCGAUUGAAGGAAAGGGCACUGGACUGUGCUCUCCAGGCUCUGAGAUGUCUGUGCCACAAAGCUGGGCUACCAGUGUUCAAUAGACUCUCUGUUCUACAGGGUUUUCAGAAUAAGAGGUUAUCAACGACCUAUCAACCGAUAAGAUUUGCACUUUAUGAAAAAAAAAUCAUUUUUAUACAUAUUUAUUACACUAUUAUGACUCAAUAGUGAUACUUUUAUAAAAAAUUGUGCUGUACAUGUGUUAUUUAAAUUAUAUAUAUUAAAUAUAUGCUAAUUAAGUUACUUUUAAGGAAUGCACAAUAGUGAAAUUCUGAAGAAGAAAACAAUGAAGGAAGCUUGUGUUGUACACUGAAGCUAUAAGGUACACGUUACACAGAAGAAUGUCAUAGUACGUAUGCAGUAUGUUCAGGACAGUAUAGCUGAUAGUUGAAGGAUUUGAUAAAAUGUAUGUUUCUACUGCACUGAAAUAGUCAUCAUUGCUUUAGAAGGUUCAGGGAAUUGAUGUUAGAAAGAACUAAUGUAUGUUUGUUUGUAAAAAGGUAUUUAAGGAAAAAGGAAGGUAUUUCCGAUCACCAAAUAAGCUAAUUUGGUAUGUUAAUGAAGUAAAGUGCAUAAGUUGAGAGAUGAUCUAGUAAAGCGUUUUAUGUUUUUUUUUUUUGUUUUUUUACUUUUACCUUAUGUAUUUGCACUAAACACAGCUGGCUGUGAAAAUCAUGUCCUCAACCAUUUCCCUAUUUUUUAUACGAUGCUGUAAAUAUUUAUUUUGGUUAAAAAA
This is a messenger RNA of Rana temporaria (common frog), 1703 nucleotides long. RefSeq names its product cholesterol 25-hydroxylase-like protein. Gene Ontology annotation, molecular function: C-4 methylsterol oxidase activity; iron ion binding; steroid hydroxylase activity. Gene Ontology annotation, biological process: sterol biosynthetic process; cholesterol metabolic process. The coding region runs from base 31 to 867 and encodes 278 amino acids. The record is from RefSeq and is a predicted model, not a curated record. Lineage: Eukaryota; Metazoa; Chordata; Amphibia; Anura; Ranidae. The transcript has a single exon.